This is a messenger RNA of Acipenser ruthenus (sterlet), 4474 nucleotides long. RefSeq names its product protein kinase C eta type-like. Gene Ontology annotation, molecular function: ATP binding; diacylglycerol-dependent serine/threonine kinase activity. The coding region runs from base 1057 to 3105 and encodes 682 amino acids. The record is from RefSeq and is a predicted model, not a curated record. Gene Ontology annotation, biological process: protein phosphorylation. The transcript has 14 exons. Lineage: Eukaryota; Metazoa; Chordata; Actinopteri; Acipenseriformes; Acipenseridae.
AUUUGUACUUUAUUACUAAACCAGAAAUUGUACAAACAAAUGCUAGAUUUACAAACACAUUAAAUCAUACUAUACCAAUUUAGCAAGAAUCCAGACAAAGUGGAGUGUACGUAUUUGCAGUUGUGAUAUUUUAGCUGUCAAUAUGCUACAUUUUAUAUCCACUACAAUUACAGUCUAAGGUGCGAGUAUGUAUAUGAUUGUGUUGCCAUUUACAAGCUGUACGGGCGCAUUUAUACAUAAAGCUAAUUUGCAGAAUAAUUUCAACCUCCGAAAACCAGCUGCUGCCAAACUCGGAGAACGUGGUGCAUUCUGGUAGUUGUAGUCCCAACACACGGUCAGACUUUGACAUUCAAGCGGCAGAAACAUAGAAAAAACGACAUAUGUUCCCAGACGUCAGCUUUUCUUUAUUUGCUUCACUCUUUAAAUAAAGGAAGUGGUGAAGAAAUUUGCUAGAUUGAAACUUUGCAGAACUCAACCUACAAGUGCAUACUGUACAGAAACUAGUGUUUACACUUCUCGAGUGUGUUGUUGCUAAUGUUAUUGUUUGUUUUUUGUAAAUCCCAUAAUUUCCUCGUGCGGAGCUUUUCGCAAAGGCUUUCCUGGUUGUGUUGCUUGCGAGAAAAGCGAUUUCAUGUGAUCAGUUUCAGCUAACACCACCAAGGGGCAGAACACAGCGUGAUGACUGCACACUAGUCAGUCAGGUUUGACUGAAGCCAGAUGAAAGGUUAAGUGAAUCGAGCAGCAUAAACGUUCUUGGGAAGAACGAGGACAAUCCGGCGAGAGCGCUACACCUGUUGCCUAGUAUUUUUCUUUUCAUUAUUUGAAAUGGUCUGCGUUCAGAGAAAGAAACAGUGCUCAAAAUAGGAAAUCUGCGACAACAUCUUCUUUUGGUUAAGUAACUUUUCUUUGAUGAGACUACAUUUUUUCUAUUCAGAAGUUUCUUGAAACCUAUUGUAUAAAUGGCCAAGGACUCGGGUGACUUUUCUCCGUCUGAAUUCGGGAAUAUGAUGAUCUGAUAAGACAUACCAGCAGGGCUUAUAAACGGAUAUUGGCAACAUGAAGUUUAAUGGUUAUUUAAAACUGAGGAUCGGGGAAGCAGUAGAUCUGAAACCCACCAAAUUUUCCCUGAGGCACUCAGUACUUUUCAGUAAAACAUCAUUUUUGCUGGAUCCCUAUAUAAUAAUCAAUGUGGACGAGGGGAGAGUAGGGCAGACUCACACCAAACAGCGGACCAACAGUCCUACAUACAACGAGGAAUUCUGUGUCAAUAUUAACAAUGCACGCAAGAUCGAGCUGGCAGUGUUCCAUGACACCCCGAUUGGAUAUGAUGACUUUGUAGCCAAUUGUUUAAUUAUGUUUGAAGACCUGAUCAACACCGUCAACACUGAAGAGACCUUUGAAGGCUGGGUGGAUUUGGAGCCAGAAGGGAAAGUGUUCAUUUUGAUCACCCUCACAGGAUCCUUUACUGAUGAUACAGCGACAGCCAAUGGACGGACCUUCAAGCACUUCUCCAGGAAACGGCAGGGAGCGGUGCGGCGGCGAGUGCACCAGGUCAACGGGCACAAGUUCAUGUCAACCUACCUGCGCCAGCCGACCUUCUGCUCGCAUUGCAGAGACUUCAUCUGGGGAGUGUUUGGGAGACAGGGGUAUCAGUGUCAAGUCUGCACUUGUGUCGUGCACAAACGAUGUCACCAGCUCAUCGUCUCGGCGUGCCCUCGCAUGAAAAAGCCUGCAAUAGAAGAGGCAACUAACCAAGGCUUCAGCAUCAACAUCCCUCACAAGUUCAAUGUUCACAACUUCAAGGUGCCCACGUUCUGUGACCACUGCGGGUCUCUGCUGUGGGGUCUGGUGAAACAGGGCCUGCAGUGUAAAAAUUGUAAAAUGAACGUGCACAUCCGAUGCAAGGGCAACGUGGCUCCCAGCUGCGGAGUGAACAGUGUGGAGCUGGCCAAUAAACUAGCGGAGAUGGGGCUGCAAGCCGGAGGCCUCUCCAAAAGGGGCUCUUUGGCAAGUAAUAAUAACGGCAGUGAAACAGGAUCCAGAAAAGUAAGCAAGAAGGACAAUCAAUCGAAAAACAGCGACGCAGAGCAGAAGUUAGGCAUUGGAGAUUUCACCUUCCUUCAGGUUCUGGGGAAAGGCAGCUUUGGGAAGGUGAUGCUGGCCAAGCAGAAAGGCUGUGAGCGGGUGUUUGCAGUCAAGGUGCUGAAGAAGGACAUUAUCCUGCAGGACGAUGAUGUGGAGUGCACUAUGACUGAGAAGAGGGUCCUGUCAAUGGCGGGGAGCCACCCCUACCUCACCCAGCUCUUCUGCUGCUUCCAGACACCGGAUCGUCUGUUUUUCGUGAUGGAGUUUGUGAACGGUGGCGACCUCAUGUUCCACAUCCAGAAAUCUCGGAAGUUUGAGGAACCUCGCGCCCGGUUUUACACAGCUCAGAUUACCUCGGCACUCAUGUUUCUGCAUGAAAGAGGAAUUAUUUACAGAGACCUAAAAUUGGACAACGUGUUACUGGACAGGGAUGGCCACUGCAAGCUAGCUGACUUUGGGAUGUGUAAAGAGGGAAUCUUUGAAGGAGUCGAGACCGGCACUUUCUGUGGAACUCCAGACUACAUUGCUCCAGAGAUUCUGCAGGAGAUGCUCUACGGCCCCUCUGUUGACUGGUGGGCUCUGGGAGUGCUGCUCUAUGAGAUGCUGUCGGGACACGCACCCUUUGAGGCGGAAAAUGAGGACGAUCUCUUCGAGUCGAUCCUGAACGAGGAGAUCUCCUACGCAGCCUGGCUGAGCCAAGACUCUGUGGACAUUCUCAAAGCAUUCCUGACUAAAAACCCCAGCAGGAGACUUGGUUGUGUGCCGUCCCAGGGUGGGGAGAGUGUGAUCCCGCUGCAUCCGUUCUUCAGAGAAAUCGACUGGGAAUUACUCAACCGGAGACAACUGGAGCCGCCCUUCAAACCUAGAAUCAAAUCUCCCCAGGAUGUCAACAACUUCGACCCAGACUUCACCAAAGAGGAGCCAGCUCUGACUCCCAUUGAAGACACGAUGAUCCAAAUGCUGAACCAAGACGAGUUCAAACAUUUUUCAUUUACUUCGCGGGACUUGAUUGAUACUUAAAGGACAAACUCAUAAUUCAGAGAGCAAACCUCAGAGCGGUGUAGCAGGGGAGAGAAGAAAAAAAGGACAUUUCUUCUUCUGUCACAUCCUCCAGGUUUGUCAUUUUUAAAGACAUUCAAGCAUUGUGUUAAAAAAAAAAUCCUUGGGUCAAACUAAGUUAGAUUUAGUGAAAUGCUGUAUGUACAGUACUUGAAUUUGUAUUUGUAAAAUAGGAUUUUAUAUAUAUAUGUGAUUUAGAAUUAAAUUGCUUUGUAUUGUUUAAUGUGUGUUAUGCUGAUGUUUGUUCCUUUUAGGCUGAAUGCUUUUAUAAAGAAGUGAACGACUUGCCUAAUUGACAGAUAUUUGUGAAUGGAUGUAAACAAUGGGGCCUAAAUGCAAAUGAAUGGAAUGGAUAGCUGUUAAGAACAUGAUGAUUGUGUGUAAACAUAAUGCCUUCAUAUUCAAUGAAGUGAUGUUGAAGAUACUAUAGCAUUGUGUGCAUCAGUAGCAUACACCUCCACACUUAAGCUACCUAUCAGGUUACCUAUAACAGCAGGGGUUCAGACCACCAAUAGACCAGAAUCAGUAUUAUUAUGUAAUUUAUUACUUUGGUCAUUGGAUUGUACAGCAGAUUUGGAAUUGGAUCUCCUUUGUAACCAAAACUGAUGUCACUUAAAGACACCAUCCAAAAUGACUGAGUGUGGGUGACAGUGGGGUUUGGCAUGCUGUAAAUGAAGUGCACCCUGUACUGUACACACAGAUAAACAAGUACCCAUGCAGGUGAUGGAAGGGCGGAGGGAUAGCGUCUUACACGAGACACAAAGCUUCACAGGGUUAAAAGUCAAACGGGUCGUGUAAAAGUUAGCAUUCACUUUUAGAAAGCCUCAUCUAAUAUUUUUUCUUCGUUGCUAUAUAAUAUGAAAAUAAAACUGACUUCAGUGUAGGCUUGUACAUGUUUGGACUUAAACAAAUACCUAUUUGAAUUCCAAUCUUUAAGAAAAUGUACGAGAAUGUAUUCUUGGACAUGCAAAUUACUAGCAGUAACUGAUGUAUACAGAAUAUUUUUUUGUUGUUAUUUUUCGUGACCUAACUGUGAUACCGCUACUGUUAAUCAAAUGAACCUGGUUGAGCCCAAAUAAACAAAACAACUCAGGACAAAACAGCACCUAUUUCCUGAAGCCUUGCGGGUCCCAGGAUGAUUUACUUGUAAUACAGCAGUCAAGAACAGCUAUUGCAAUCGUCUCUGUAGGUGAGAACUGAGAACACCCUUCUGAGAUUUCUGUACAGACCGUGCUCAGGUAAACCCUUAGGCAUUGGUUUUCUCUUUUCAGAUUUUGUAUUCAGUCAUGUCAAGUACUUGUUUUAGAAAAUAAACCAACUGUGAAACUCA